Molecule: messenger RNA, 2117 nt
Organism: Vitis riparia (riverbank grape)
Lineage: Eukaryota; Viridiplantae; Streptophyta; Magnoliopsida; Vitales; Vitaceae
Exons: 6
Coding region: 348-1880 (510 amino acids)
Source: RefSeq, a predicted model, not a curated record
UUUCCAAAGAAAUUUUCCUAUUUUUGAGACAAAAGGAAAAUGUGGGAAUGGAAUAAAGUUAGGAUUUUGCAGUGAGCAUAAGACAUUAGCAUCCAGUUGAAAAGAUUUACUAGAGCUACAGCUCAGUAAGGAAGAGUGAAAGAGUGGAGUAGUAGGGUAGUAUUCUCUGCCAUUGCCGAUCCUUGUUUUUUUGCCUGUUGAAGAGAAUAGGAUCCCAAUUCAGUCGCUUCACUGCAAAUCACUGGUUCACGCCAUUCAACACUAUCAUCACCAUCAUUUUCACCAUGUUUUUGUCUAUAUAGCUUCGUCUGAUUUAAGUAUUCAACCCAAAACCUCUGCAUCCCAUAAUGGACUAUGAAAGGAUCCAAAAGCCUCAGGUUGGUGGAGGGUUUUCUCCGGGAAAGUUGAGGACUAUGCUUUUGGGAGUGGAGAAGAAGAGGAAGGAAGAAGAAGGGCUUGAUUCAAAUUACUCAUUGAGAUCUCAGGCUUCCGAGGUCGAUGAUGGAGGUGGUAGUUAUUCUGACAAUUGCAAAGAUCUAGAUGUUGUAAGUGAACUUCCUGAAUGUUCCACUUCAGCGGCAGCUGACUCAUUAGCACCAGAGAUGAUUAAUGACCAUCGAUUGAAAGAUCACCCUUCAGUUAAUCCGAGAAUUAGGUUUCAAGAAGACUUGCCUUUUGAUUAUGAUAGUGGGCAUGAUGGUAUGUGCGUAUCCUCGUCAAUAUUUGAGUUCCAAAAGGCGGAGCGUGCCCCCCAGAGAGUGCCUGUUGGACCCUUCUCAAAACCUGCACCAUCAAAAUGGGAUGAUGCACAGAAAUGGAUUGCAAGCCCUACUUCAAACCGGCCAAAGGGUGGGCAAGGGGUUGGCUCACGAAAAGGUUAUGGGAACCGGCAACCAUCCACUAAGGUUGUUGUCGAAGUUCCAGAUCAGAGAUUGGUUCCUUUUGAAGAACCAGAUACCAAGCGAAUUGAUCCGAGCCAUUCCAAGAAGGAAAGUGCUGGGCAGAAGUUUGUUACUUGGGAAGUCGACUCAUACCCAACUGCAGAUCCAUAUGCCAAGCCUGUUCUCAUGAUUGAGAAUACCGUUGAAGAGUCAGCAAUUAGCCUCAGUCGGCAUGAUCCAUCCAUGUCCAUUCACAGUGCAACUACAUUUAUUCCACCUCCUUCAACUGCUAGGUCUGUGUCAAUGAGAGAUAUGGGCACCGAAAUGACUCCUAUUGCCAGUCAAGAGCCUUCCAGGACUGGAACUCCUGUGAGGGCAACAACGCCGACUCGCAGUCCAACAUCUUCUAGGCCUUCAACUCCAGGCAGAGGUGCACCAGCUUCAUCUCCUGUUGGUCCACUUAAUGACUGUCUGGAUAGUAACAAGAAUGAGCUAUCUGAAAAGGAAAUACAAAUGAAAACUAGGAGAGAAAUAAUGGUUCUUGGUACGCAGCUUGGUAAGAUGAAUAUUGCUGCCUGGGCUAGUAAAGAGGAGGAGGAUAAGGAUGCAUCUACAUCCCUGAAAACUGUAGCAGUGGAACAACCGACUAAAAGUGUCAUUGAGACACGUGCAGCAGCUUGGGAGGAGGCGGAGAAAGCUAAGUAUAUGGCCAGGUUUGAACGCGAAGAGCUCAAAAUACAAGUAUGGGAAAAUCAUCAGAAAGCGAAGGCAGAAGCUGAGAUGAGGAAAAUUGAGGUGGAGGUGGAAAGGAUAAGGGGAAGGGCCCAUGACAGGCUGAUGAACAAGCUGGCAGCUGCGAGGCACAAGGCUGAGGAGAAGCGAGCAGCAGCAGAAGCCAAGAGAAGUCGACAAGCAGCAAAAACUGAGCAGCAAGCAGAGUAUAUACGAAAAACUGGGCGCAUCCCUUCCUCGUUUUCCUGCUGGAAUUGGUGCUCCUAAAAUCUGAAACACUAGUUGGGGAGGCCGGUUCGGUUCUUGUUUUGCACUGUGACUGAUUCCUUAGACAUUGUGCUGUGAUGUAGCAUAUAUAGCAUGUAUGAAUUUAAGGAUGUUGAUAUGUCUUUGCCAUUGUGGCCGUCUCAUUUUGCAGAAGCCUCGUGGGCUGUUUUCUCAUGACAACAAUUGUAUUCUGCUGUUAAGAGCUGGAAUGAAGCUUCUUUUUUGUCUUUUCACCCA